AUGGAUACAUAUACAUGUUUGGAAGAUUUAUCAAAUGAAAUUUUUUUUGAAUUAUUUGAUUAUUUACAUGCACUUGAUAUUUUUACUGCUUUUGCUUCAUUAAAUAAACGAAUUUCAUCUAUUUUACAAUCAAUUGCACUUCAUGUUAUCAUCUUAAAUAAUCAUUAUGAUCAAGAAAUUAAUUUUCUUUCUUCUCAUCUUACUUUUCAUGCUCAUCAAGUCAUAUCAUUAAAAUGUUAUGAUACAAUUCGUGAUCGUUCAUCUAUUAUUAGUUUAUUAUUUGAUCGACAUCAUUUUAUUAAUCUUCAAUCAUGUAUAUUUAUGUUGGAUAAACCAUCAGAUCAAUUUGAAAAUGUUCUUAAACAAAUUGAAAAUUUGAAUAGACUUGUUUCAUUUUUUGUCAUACAACCAGAUUAUAAAAAAAUCAGUGAGACAGACAAAUGUGAUAUAACUCGAACUAUAUUCAUGAAUACAUUAUCUUCUCUUCGUUCAGUUAUGCUUCGUUAUAAUUAUAAUUAUAAUUACUCCAACAUAUCAACUUAUACUUUAAAUGCUUCGAAUCUUAUAUCACUUGAUUUGUUAAUAUCUGGCAAAGUAAAUACAGUAUCAAUUUAUUCAAUUUUGCCAAUUCUUCGUGUUUGUCAUAGAAUACGAUAUCUACAUGCCAUAAUAAAUGAAUUAAUUCCAUCAAGGAAAACUUUCCCUGUUAAAGUUCAAAAACCAUUUAUUUAUGAAAUUGAUCUUGUUAUAUCGUCACAAAUCAAAUCUUUUCAUUUAUCAAUUUCUGUUGAAUGUAGCAUUCGUUCAAUCGGUUAUAUCUUACGUUGUAUGCCUAAUCUUAUUCAUUUUAAAUUUUAUCAUGAAGCACGAACAGUACAGUGGGAGAAUGCUCAAGAUUUGGUAAAUGGUUAUAAAUGGCAAAAUAUGUUUGAAAUACAUGUUCCAUUUUUAUCUAAAUUUGAUUUUCAUAUGUUAAUUCAGAAAUAUAAUCCAAAAUUGGAUUUAGAUAUGAUUAUAAAUUCAUUUGAAUAUUUUCUUAAAAAAUAUCCCGAAUGGCAAAUGAUUAUUGAUCGAUGGAAAACUUAUGGCAAAUAUCCAGGUAAUGCAUGUCCAAAUGUGAUUAAUCUUAAAAUUAGUGCUUCAUAUUGGAUUUUAUCAGAAUUUAUCAAUAAUCCAUUUCUUAUUUCAAUUUUCAAAAAAAUUAAAGUACUUAUAUCAAUAAGAGAAAAUCGUUAUAUUCCUUCAAAUUUUCUAUUAAAACUUGUUGAACGUUUUCCAUCAAUUACUAAUAUUGAAUUUGAAAUGUUUUCAUUUGAUGAUUGUAUAUCUGCUAUUGAUAUAUUACUUAAUUAUCUAAAAGAUUUGUGUUAUCUUAAAAUUUAUUAUAGUCAAGAUUCAGUACUCGAUCAUCCUUUUUCUCGUAAUUAUAUUAUUGAUAAACGUCGUCAAGCAUUUAAUAUUAAUAUUAUCAAUCAAUAUAAUGUUAUAGUUAGCAAGAAUAGAGAAUCUGUAGAAAUUAGGUUAUGA
Rotaria sp. Silwood1 is the source of this 1527-nucleotide messenger RNA. NCBI's taxonomy places the organism in Eukaryota, Metazoa, Rotifera, Eurotatoria, Philodinida, Philodinidae. The record is from the annotation of a GenBank genome assembly.